This is a messenger RNA of Adineta steineri, 474 nucleotides long. The record is from the annotation of a GenBank genome assembly. NCBI's taxonomy places the organism in Eukaryota, Metazoa, Rotifera, Eurotatoria, Adinetida, Adinetidae.
AUGCAAAAACAUUAUAAACCAGAUGGAUGGUUAUUAUUUUUGAUUGGUCAAUUAUUAUAUGUUGAUUUUACUAAAUAUGAAUUUGUAAGAGCAAUGGAAAUGUUAUCAAAAGAACUAAAAGCAAUUCAUGUUCCUGAUACCAAGAUAAUACCAGUUCAACCAAAACAAGAUAUCCAUGUUGUUUCACACCCAAAAGUUACUAUAACAUUACCAAAAGUAUCUUCAUCGAAUAUUAUAGAAUGGACAUCGACACAAGUGCAUGAUUGGCUUCUUGAGCAGGAUCUCGUUCAAAUGCCUCGUCUUCUUAAUCACUGUGAUGGUCGAAGUCUAGUCUAUCUACUUAAAUACAUGGAUGUCAGUCAACCAGAACAAGUUUUAUCAUUACUUCAAGAAGAUUCCUUACGAUUGAUAAAUCAAAAUAUAUCACUUAUAGAAUUAUCUCGUUUUCAUUCUAUGAUGCAUCAACAAAAAUGA